This is a messenger RNA of Drosophila ananassae, 602 nucleotides long. It is a transcript of the gene PolE4, whose product is annotated as DNA polymerase epsilon subunit 4. Gene Ontology annotation, molecular function: protein heterodimerization activity. The transcript is spliced from 2 exons. Gene Ontology annotation, cellular component: nucleus; epsilon DNA polymerase complex. NCBI's taxonomy places the organism in Eukaryota, Metazoa, Arthropoda, Insecta, Diptera, Drosophilidae. Bases 58 to 534 code for a protein of 158 amino acids. The record is from RefSeq and is a predicted model, not a curated record.
GGCUUUGAGCUGUCCAUCUCUAAGGCAAUUUAUUUGUAUUUUUGCAAAGUAUAAACAAUGGCCAGCGAGGACCUAUUUCCGCAGGAAUUAUCCGAAGAACAGGACCUGGAGCAAGAACAGGCUAUGGAAACAGAGCCUGUAGAUUCCGAGCCAACAGAAGAACCCCCAGAAGAGCUUGACGCUGAAGAAACAGAGAAGGAUCCCCCAUCUGAAAAUGGAACCGAAAACACAGCCGAAAAGCCUGCAACCAAUGGUGUAAAGCCAACUGAUCACGAAAGCGACUCCAAAAUCACGCAACUUCCUUUGGCCCGCAUACGAAACAUCAUGAAACUGGACCCCGAUCUGCAUCUGGCCAACAGCGAGGCUGUGUUCACAUUGACCAAGGCCGUGGAGCUUUUUAUUGCCUCUCUGGCGAGGGAGUCCUAUACGUACACCGCACAAUCCAAGAAGAAAACCAUCCAAAAGAGAGACGUGGACAUGGCCAUAUCCGCCGUCGACAGCCUGAUGUUCCUAGAUGGAGCCAUGAACUUCUAAGCACUCCCUGUGAUUAUCCCAUAUAACCAAGACCCGUCAUCCCUUAAAUUAAAAACAUGUAUCGUUUA